CCCCUGCUCCUCUACGCGCCCGUGGGACUCUGCCUGCUCGUCCUGCGCCUCUUCAUCGGCGUGCACGUCUUCCUGGUCAGCUGUGCCCUGCCCGACAGCCUGCUGCGGCGGCUCAUCGUGCGGGUGAUGUGCUCGGUGCUGGGGCUGUUUGUGCGGGAGAGCGACCCCCGGCUGCGCGAGGGCAGCGUCCGUGUCUUCAUCUCCAACCACCUCACACACUUUGACCACAACAUCAUCAGCCUCCUGACCUCCUGUAACACACCUGCCCUGAACAGCGCCCCUGGCUUCAUCUGCUGGUCACGGGGAUUCAUGGAGCUGGGAGUGACUGGGAGCCGAGCAGAGCUGGUGGAUUCCCUGAAGGCCUAUUCGUCCCACAGGGGAAACCCCCCCUUGCUGCUGUUCCCCGAGGAGGCAGCCACCAAUGGCCGGGCGGGAUUGCUGCGCUUCAGCUCAUGGCCCUUCUCCAUCGUGGACAUGGUCCAGCCGGUUGCCCUACAGGUUCAAAGGCCGCUGGUCACUGUGAGUGUGGCUGACUCCUCCUGGAUCACAGAGCUCCUCUGGACCUUCUUCGUUCCCUUCACAGUUUAUCAAGUAAGGUGGCUGCCCUCUGUCCCCAGGCACGUGGAAGAGCCAAGCGAGGAUUUUGCGCUCCGAGUUCAGGAGCUCUUGGCCAUGGAGCUGGGUGUGGUAUCCACACGGCUCACUGCAGCAGAUAAAACUGAGCACAUGAAGAGGCUGAGACACACGUCGCCCUCCCGCCAGCCCCAGGCAGCCAGGCCCAGGACGCCCUCCCACCCGGCUGGCGCCGCUCCCGAGGAUGUGUGGAUCACGGCCAUGGUUCAGCAGGUCAAGGAGGUGCUGCCCUACGUGCCUCUGGAGGCUAUCAGGAUGGACCUGGCCCAAACCAACUGUGUGGAUACCACCAUUGCCAACUUGCUGGAGGGGAGAGUUCCCUACUUCCCUGAAAGCAAUGAGGCUGGUACUGACUCGCUCGCCCCGUCUACCUCCCAGGCUGCAGCUGCUGCUGGUGUCCAGGGCUCCGUGGCUGUGCCUUCUUCCAAGCCAGCUACAAAGCAGUUUGCAAAGUCCCCUGUGGAGCGGCACCUGUCCUUGCAGGAGCGGAAACGAGCGUUGUACGACUAUGCCAGGAGGGCCCUGCUCGCACUGAGCUCUGCGGCCUGGGAUGUGGAUGGAGCCAGCCUGGCAAGCGAGCAGCCUGGGGAGGGUGAGCUGCUCCCCCCACACAGCCAGCCCCAGCCGGGCUGCCCCCCUCCCUGCCAGCGGGACCUGCCAGAGGAAGCCAAGUGGAGGGAACAACGCUUGACAGCGCCCCUGGGCUGGGCGCGCCGCUCCCAGCACCUGUCUCCAAAGGAGUUUGCCUUUGUGUGCUCCCCCCAGCCGGUGCGGUGGAGCCUGCAGGGAGGUGCAGUGGGGAGAAAGAAGAGACUCUUCAGUUCAGAGCUGCUGCUGCUCUUCAUCCCCUCACUGCUGCUUAGCCACCUGCUGACCCUGGGACUGGGGAUCUACAUUGGGAAGCGGCUGGCGGCCUCCUCGGCAAACCCGCUGUGA
Molecule: messenger RNA, 1569 nt
Organism: Chaetura pelagica (chimney swift)
Lineage: Eukaryota; Metazoa; Chordata; Aves; Apodiformes; Apodidae
Gene: AUP1
Product: ancient ubiquitous protein 1
Exons: 14
Biological process (GO): positive regulation of apoptotic process
Cellular component (GO): membrane; mitochondrial envelope
Molecular function (GO): ubiquitin binding
Source: RefSeq, a predicted model, not a curated record